Plenodomus lingam JN3 is the source of this 285-nucleotide messenger RNA. NCBI's taxonomy places the organism in Eukaryota, Fungi, Ascomycota, Dothideomycetes, Pleosporales, Leptosphaeriaceae. The record is from RefSeq and is a predicted model, not a curated record.
AUGAUUCCAAGUUUGUCCAUUGCUGUAACCAGGCCAAGACUAGUUUCAAGAGCUACCACUCAGACUGCAUCGGAAAACCAGCUGAUGCACAACUCAACUGCCGUAUACCGCUUGUUGGCCCAUGUACUCGAACACGACUGCGUUGUAACAUCUGCUGCGACCUUGACAUCGCGAGUUUUUGACGUGAUUAGCAGAGAAAGACAAAUGAAGGAUAGGACAUGGGAUUUCACAUCCAAUUUCGAGACGAGAUUAGGUAACCGAAUUUCAGUGCGCGUAUGGCGGUAA